This is a messenger RNA of Castor canadensis (American beaver), 1368 nucleotides long. It is a transcript of the gene Igflr1, whose product is annotated as IGF like family receptor 1. NCBI's taxonomy places the organism in Eukaryota, Metazoa, Chordata, Mammalia, Rodentia, Castoridae. Gene Ontology annotation, cellular component: plasma membrane. The record is from RefSeq and is a predicted model, not a curated record.
GACCUUCUUCAAGCAGCCCUCCUCUAAUAAAGUCCCAUGUUGUGAGUGGGGUUUUGUUGCCUGCCUGUGGGCUGUAGUUUCCUUUCACCUCUGCAUAUGCCAAAAAGCGGAAGCUUGUGUGUGUCUCAACCACAAGCUUGGCAGAGGAACUCCGGACGAGUCGUGAAAGAGGCUUGGGGCCCAGUGAGGCUGAGGUGCUGCGGUUGAAAAUCCUGUGGUCUAGAUCCCCGUGGCUGCAGGCCCUACCCAGAUGGGGCCCAGACACCUCCUCCAGAUGGCCUUGCUACUUGUGGCCCAGGCUGUGCUGCCAGAAGCCUCGCUGUACUGCAUCCACCUUGAGUACUGGAGCCCUGAUAACAAGUCCUGCCGAAGCUGUCUGGAGCUCUACGGGCCACCUCCCAGUCUGGACCACGAGUUCGAAGAAAACUGCGGGUUCGAUGACUUCGGGAACAACUUGAGGCACCCGUUCAGAAAAUGCUCUUCUGGGAAGUGCAACCCGGAUGGCGCAGACCUAUGUCAUCCCUGCGGUGGAGGAGCCCUGGCCCGCACUCCCAGCUCACCAGCUGGCAGUCUUCCGUUCACAGCUGAGAGCAAGGAUUCUCCACCUAGUGUUGCCCCACUCUUAGUGCUGGUUCUGUUCCUGAUCUCCGCAGUGGCCCUCCUGCUCCCUUGGCAAAGGCUCAGGCACAAAGAAAACGCCUUCUCCUGGCCUGAUGUGGCUUGUGGAGACUCGGAUACCUACCCCUCCACCUCCUGGCGCUCAUCCUCCCCACACGCCCUACAGGCCACCGACAUAGAGAACCCGGGAAAGGUCCCUUUGCUUCCACUCCCCAGCAGGGAGCUACCAAGUCUGGCGUCACAGCCCGUCACCCUCUUGGAGGAGCUGAUCAUGCUGCUGGACCCUGAGCCUGGACCUGGUGGGAGCGUGACUUCUGGUACCACAUGUCACCUAGCCGCAAGAUACGGGCUGCCUGCUGCCUGGUCCACCUUCGCCGACUCACUGCGGCCCAAUCACUCACCACUGCGGGCCCUGAUUGAGAUGGUGGUGGCAAGGGAGCCAUCUGCCUCUCUAGGCCAGCUGGGCACUCACCUGGCCCAGCUAGGGCGGGAAGACGCACUGCAUGUGCUGUCCAAGCUUGGCUGAUCCAGGAUGCAAUGAACCUACUACUCAAUAAAACAAGCUUCCGCAUGAAGGGGAUUUCUCGCAGUACAAUCCUAAUUGGACCAAGAAGACUCAAUAGACAUUCUCCCUCCGCCCCUUCCAAUGUGCACCCAUGACCACCCAGCCACCUGGGGACAGCUCCUUCACAGGCACUCAGACUUCACCAGGCUCUAAAGCCUUCCCAGACCCAUUUACUUUGCAUUCUG